This is a messenger RNA of Salmo salar (Atlantic salmon), 1678 nucleotides long. It is a transcript of the gene ifngr1b, whose product is annotated as interferon gamma receptor 1b. Gene Ontology annotation, molecular function: cytokine receptor activity; protein binding. NCBI's taxonomy places the organism in Eukaryota, Metazoa, Chordata, Actinopteri, Salmoniformes, Salmonidae. Gene Ontology annotation, cellular component: plasma membrane. The record is from RefSeq and is marked validated. Gene Ontology annotation, biological process: cytokine-mediated signaling pathway.
AGUUACGUCAACGACCGAUACUAGUCUGAUAACACAUUUUAGCUUUGCGGUUAUGUCUUAUAAUUUAGGUUAAAGGUAGAUUGCUGUUGUUGUUUUUUUAAAUCUAAGAAUAAGUAUCCAAUUGUUAUUUCGGUUCCUUAAAUUUCGUGGAUUUGUAUUUGAAAAGGCAUGAUGUUGGCUUCUUGUGUUUCACUGACAUUCCUGAUGGUUUUGGUCACAGCGGUUUCCACACUGGUUCCACCUCCAGAAAAUGUGACAGUAAGCUGCACCAACUUUCAGACAACUGUUUAUUGGAACUACAGUGAACUGCUUAAUCAAACUCUCUCCAAAUUGAUACUACAUGGGGAUCUCAAUGAUCAUAGUUUUCUGCUGGAUUCCACUAAACCGCAUCAUUAUGACCUCCCCCCCUUCAUAUGGAAUGCUAAAGAAUUGGAUCGCUACUUUGUGACUAUAACGGCCAGUGAUGGAACGGUGGAAUCGGCAUCUCUGGAGUCCUCGAUAUUCACAUUUAGUAGAGACCUUACAGCUGACAUCACGUGCAAGUUGGAUUUCCCUGCUGUAAAAGUGUCAAUGAAGGAUAUGGAGGUCACAGUUAGCUUCGACAACCCUUACCACCUGUACACAGAACUGAAAGAGUCUCGCAUACGUGUAGAUGACAAAAGCUUACUUUACCAUGUAACCUAUGAAAAUACUGAUGGCCCUUUUGAGUGUCAGAUAAAAGACAAAGUCUGCCGUCAUCACUUCACAGUCCUGGAGAAGAAGGAGCAGUACUGUGUUAGUCUGGAGGGGUAUGCAAAGAGCCACACAGUUAUGUUCAGCAGAAUAGGACCCAUCUGUGGCUAUGAACACAAAACAAUUUCACUGGAAUCAUCUUUGCUCAUGAUUUUGUCAUUGAUCAUCAUUGGCAUUGUGGCCUUUGUAGUCUUUGUGAUAAUAAGGCUCUGCAAGAGAAGCAUACGGAAAAGAAACUUGUCCAAUUUUCGAAGGACUUUGGCUUCAAACCUAUCAAACACACAUGACAAGAAUAUAAUGGACCUGCAAUGCGAGAUCAUAGCGCACAUCAGUGGCAUAGAACCAGCUACCACCACAUCCCAGAGCACGUUGGAAACUUCAGAAGAGGAAGAGGAAGCAACCACUAGCGUUGGAUUUUCGGCUUACCUUCAACACUCCAUUAGUUGUAGGCAGGUGGGAGAGGGCUUAUUGGACAGCAGAAGCCAAUUACGGUCUGAGCUUCUGGAGGUGACACAGCUAUGCUCUGUGCUGCUGUGUGGAGAUGACUCAAAGGAAUCAGACUCGAGGACAUUGGAGGUGGAGGACAUGGAUUUCACAGCCUCUGGCUAUGACAGACAACACGUCCCUCUACUGGAGGUGGAGAUGAGUGCAGGAGAUGUAGUGGUGGGCUAUGGCCCCACCUGAGCACCUCUGAACUCAGGCCUCUGUAAAUCACACCUUUUACUGGAUAGAUGAAAGACAAUGACUUCACAGAACUGGUUUACCGAGGUACACUGAUACACUGUCAUGCCUCACUGAUUUUCAAUCAUGUCUUCAGUGGUGUAGCUCUUCAUUCAAAGACUCAAUCAUGGACACGCUUACUGACAGUUGUGGCUGCUUCGCGUGAUGCAUUGUUGUCUCUACCUGCUUGCCCUUUGUGCUGUUGUCUGUGCCCAAUAAUGUUUGU